AUGGAGAACUUAAUUCCUGUUCUGAAUAAGCUUCAAGAUACAUUCACUAAAAUCGGAGAGAAAUCUAUUGAUCUUCCACAAAUCGUUGUCGUUGGUUGUCAGUCUUCAGGUAAAUCUUCAGUUCUUGAAUCUCUUGUCCAGAAGGACUUCCUUCCAAGAGGCUCUGGCAUAGUCACAAGAAGACCGCUUAACUUGCAACUUAUUCACUAUGAAUCUAAGACAUCUCCAAGAGAGUAUGGUGUCUUUCUUCAUAAACCCGACGUAAAAUACACACUUUUCGAUGAAAUAUCAAAAGAAAUUGUCGCCGAAACAGAAAGACUCUGUGGUGAGAACGGUAUCAGCGAUGAUGCCAUCGGCCUCAAGAUUUAUUCUCCGACAGUUCCAGAUUUAACUCUUGUCGAUCUUCCAGGUCUUACAAAAGUUGCCACUGAAGGUCAGCCACACGAUCUUCCUCAAAAAAUCAGAGCAAUGGUAAUGAAAUACAUCCAGCCAGAAAACUCCAUUAUUCUUGCUAUUACACCUGCUAACAUGGAUCUUGCCAACUCAGAUUCACUUGUUAUUGCUCGUGAAGUCGAUCCAUCAGGCCAAAGAACAAUUGGUGUCUUGACAAAGAUUGAUAUCAUGGAUCAAGGCACAGAUUGCAUGGAUAUUCUCCAGAACAAGGUUUAUCCAUUGAAGCUCGGUUACAUCGGUGUCAUUAACCGUUCACAAAAGGAUAUUAAUGAUCAUAAGCCAAUGGAAAAGGUUAUUGAGAGCGAAAGACGUUUCUUCGUUACAUCACCCAUCUACCGUGAUAUCGCCGAGUACUGCGGAUACCCAUACCUUUCCCUUACUUUGAAUCGCAUUUUGAUUGAACAUAUCAAGAACAGACUUCCAAACGUUCACAGCCAGAUCAGCGAACUUCUCCGCCGUAAGAACAACGAAUUGGCUAACUACGGUGAGUCAAUCGGUGCAACAACGAAGGAGAAACAGAUUACUAUCUACCAUAUCAUCGAAUCAUACCUCGAAAGCUUCUCCAGAAUACUUCUUGGUAAGGCCGACUUGCCAAUGCAGAGCAUAGAAGGAGGUGCAACUUUAAUGACAUAUCUUACCAUCGAUUUCCCAAAGAUUAUCAAGUCUAGAGACCUUUCUUUACCAUUCUCCAACGAGGAGAUCGACAAGAUUAUCGAAAUUAAUACUGGUGUCCAGCCACCUUUGUUCUUCCCUGAAUCUUCCUUCUUUAUUUUACUCCGCGAUACAAUCGAGAAGCUCCGCUCUCCAUGCCUCGACGCCUGCGAAAUUAUCCAGCACCGUAUCGAUGAUAUCCACUCUAAGAUCGAUAUCCCAGAACUCAAUCGUUUCCCAAAGGUCAAAGCAGCUCUUGCCGAUGAACUUUCGAACAUAUCUAAGCAGCAGCUCGAAGCAUGCCAGCAAUACAUCAAUACUUACAUCGACAUCCAGAAAUCUUGGGUUAAUACAAGUAACCCUAAGCUUUCUAGGGCCAAGCUCGACUCCAUCACAGAGGAAUACAACCAAAAGGCUGAACUCCUCAGGAAACUCGCUGAUAACUACCUCGGAACAAUCAAAACUGAAGUUUCCGACGAAAUUCCAAAGAUCAUCCACAAGAUGAUGAUCAACAACGCUGUCGAGACAUACAGAGUUACCCUCUUCAGAUCCCUCGUCACUCAUCCUGAUGUUUCUGAAGAUCCCGAUAUCGCACAGAGAAGAGCUAAGUGCGUCGCACUCAUCAAUGCCCUUAAGGAGGCUUACUCCACAAUCAACGAAAUCAGAAUGAUUCAUGUUUAA
Molecule: messenger RNA, 1785 nt
Organism: Trichomonas vaginalis G3
Lineage: Eukaryota; Parabasalia; Trichomonadida; Trichomonadidae
Product: dynamin family
Exons: 1
Coding region: 1-1785 (594 amino acids)
Cellular component (GO): microtubule; membrane; cytoplasm
Molecular function (GO): GTP binding; GTPase activity; microtubule binding
Source: RefSeq, a predicted model, not a curated record